CUCUGUGCACUUGCGUACACUCUGUUUUUCCCUACUCUUGUUUGUAAGCUUUUUGUGUUAUUUUUUUGAGCUCUUUGUACUGCUGCGCAUAUACUGAGAGAGAGAGAUGGGAGUACCGUCGUUUUAUCGAUGGUUAGUGAACAAGUACCCAAAGAUUGCAGUGAACGCCAUGGAAGAAAAAGAAGAAAAAAUAGAAACAAACUUAGUAAACCCAAAUGGGAUAGAGUAUGAUAACCUCUAUCUUGACAUGAAUGGUAUCAUACACCCUUGUUUCCAUCCUGAUGACCAUCCUUCACCACCAAAAACUUUCCAAGAAGUAUUCAACAACAUAUAUGAAUACAUUGAUAGGCUUUUUUCCGUUGUACAGCCUCGCAAGCUUUUGUACAUGGCCAUUGAUGGCGUAGCACCAAGAGCAAAAAUGAAUCAGCAACGAACAAGGCGUUUCCGUACAGCAAAGGAUAAUGAAAUUGCUGAAGCCGAGGAAGCCAGGUUAAGAAAGGAAUUUGAAAUGGAAGGCAAACAAGUGUUGCCAAAACAGGAAUCUGAAGUUUCAGAUUCCAACAUCAUAACACCGGGGACAGUUUUCAUGCAUGAAUUAUCGAUUGCUCUCCAAGCUUAUAUUAAUCAACGCCUAAAAGAUAAUGUCGGUUGGAAGGAUAUCAAGGUUAUUCUUUCUGAUGCCAAUGUUCCUGGUGAGGGGGAACACAAAAUUAUGUCCUUCAUACGGCUACAGCGUACCUGUCCCGAUUAUGAUCCAAAUACGCACCACUGCCUUUAUGGCUUGGAUGCGGAUUUUAUUAUGCUUGCCUUGGCAACACAUGAAUUGCACUUUUCAAUCUUGAGAGAGGAUGUACUAAUACAAGAGCAACAACCGGCAAGUGAAUUAGUACUUGAAACCAGCCUUAGACAAGCAGAAUCUGGUUUGCCAAGGUCCCGAGGAUGGUUUCAACAGCGUCAUCAGUCUAUUGGCGGAAAGUCAUCUUUGAUAAAAAAGCCCUAUCAGUUUCUACAUGUUUGGAUCCUUAGAGAAUAUAUAGAACUUGAUCUUAAAAUCUCAGAUCCUCCUCAGAACAUAAAGAUUGAUCUUGAGAGGAUAAUUGAUGACUUCAUAUUCAUGUGCAUCUUUACUGGGAAUGAUUUUCUACCCCACAUGCCUACCUUGUCAAUUCAUGAGGGCGCUAUCGACUUACUGAUGCAUGUAUACAAAGACGAGUUCAAAAAUUUGGGAGGAUAUUUAGUUGACAUGCAAUGGGUGGGAGACAAAAAAGCACGCUAUAUAAAAUUAAAAAGGGUCGAGAAAUUCAUCCUUUUGGUUGGUGCAUACGAAGAAAGAAUUUUCAAGAAAAGAUCAGAAUUGCGAGAUCACAAAGUCAGACGGCUCCUGUCUGAAGCUUCGGAGAUUCGAGAAGAAAAAGAAGAUCUGGGUUUAGAUUUGGAAGUCAACGGGAGAAACAGCCAUGGUGCUGCAAAUGGGAAAUCCCCGAUCUCUAAAAAUCUUGGGAUCAAGUCUGUUGGAAACUCUGCAUCAUCAAUUGGAGCUGUCAAUUCAACUUGUGAUAUUUCGGAAAUUCUGAUUCUGCAGAACACAAAGGAAUUGAAAGAACAGUUGAAGAAAUACGUUCGUGACAAAUCAGACCUGUUCAAGAGUGGAAGUUUUCUGUUGGACAAGGUGAGAUUGGGUUCCGUAGGUUGGAAAGAAAGAUACUACAAGGAGAAAUUUUGUACCGAAAGUAAAGAGGAUAUGGAAAGUAUGAGGAAAGCAAUGGUUCAAAAAUAUACUGAAGGUUUAUGUUGGGUGCUUCAGUUUUUUUUUUCCGGAGUUCCUUCAUGGACAUGGUUUUAUCCAUACCACUACAGUCCAUUUGCUUCGGACUUCAGGGGUCUUUCUCAAGUGAAAGUGAUCUUUCAGAAAGGUUCACCAUUUAAACCUUUUUAUCAACUUAUGGGUGUCCUGCCACCAAGAAGUGCUCAUGCACUUCCAAGAGCCUACCGAGCACUCAUGACUAGCGAAGAGUCUGAGAUAAUAGAUUUUUAUCCUACUGAUUUUGAAUUCGAUGAAGAUGGAAAACGUUUUAUGUGGCAGGCAAUUUGCAAGCUUCCUUUUAUAGAUGAAGAACGCUUACUAUCACAGAUGAAAAAACUAGUGGCGGAAUUAGGGGUCGACGAAGAAUUAAGGAACUCGACUAAGGUUGAUUAUCUGUUUGUGAGAAGCUCUAACGUGUUGCAAUCUCAAAUAUUUUCCCUUAAUGAAAAGCAGUGUGCGGGAAAACAAAUAGAAAUGGUCAAAGAAUCGAUAGAUAAGAAUUUCAAAUGUGGAAUCAGUGGUUUUAUUAGCCCCCGGGAGGAUAAGGACAGCCGAAAUGACAAUGUUUUAUGUGUUCUUUACGAGUUACCUAAUGGCUGCCAACACAUUCCUCGUCCACUUGAGGGUGUGCAACCCCCGGAGAAGACAAUAAACGAUGCUGACAUCGUGGAAACACAACUAUGGCACGAGUGCCAGGGCAGCAGACCCAAUUACAAGGCUCAAAUUCAUGGAUUUCACAGAAGGGCACAGAUUCAAGGAUUUCAUAGAAAUGCAAUUAAUGGAGCAAAGUCAUCUCCUGAGCUGAUACAUAAAGGUGCCGGUUCAGGGUGGGGUGCGGGUAGAGGAAAGCCGAACAACAAUAUUUAUCAUGGUUCCAGUGAACACACUGGAAGUUCUACAAACUUCCCAGUUGGACAUGGCGAGAGACUUGAUCAUGAUAUCGGGGACCUGAGAAUAUCAGAUUCAAGACAAGGAUUCAAAUCAUAUGGAAGAGCUCAGUCAGCCAACACCAAAUUGUGGCCAUCUAGAAACAGCCCAAUGACUGCCCCUCCAUGUGGUCAGGGCUUGACAGUGAAUACAAGCCAUACGUGGCAGCGGAAUCAAUCUCCGGUAGCCAACCCAUCAAUGCAGGCCCAUGGAAGAGGCCGGUACAUACCAGUGUGGCGGCGGAAUCAAUCUCCGGAGGCCAGCCCAUCAAUGCAGGCCCAUGGAAGAGCCCAAUACAUUCCAGACCCUUGGAACUUGAGGGACACAAGGACCUCUUCCACUGAGAGGUACUCUUCUAGGUAAUUUAGACAAGUUAGUCUUUGCUUACAAUCAAACAGUUGUUUUUUAGUUGUUUAUGAUUGAUCACAGGGUAACGGUUUUUUGAGUUUUGUUGUGAAAAUUGGAAUUUUUUUUUUCUUGGGUGUUAUCUAAGAAGUGGCUGUUUUGAGAGUUUUUUUUAUGA
Molecule: messenger RNA, 3254 nt
Organism: Camellia sinensis
Lineage: Eukaryota; Viridiplantae; Streptophyta; Magnoliopsida; Ericales; Theaceae
Source: RefSeq, a predicted model, not a curated record